UCAGAGAGAAAAUGGCUGUUGUCGACUCACUGCUGCAGUUUUCCAGCACAGGUACAUUACUGGGAGCUUUACUGUUGCUUCUUGGUUUGUAUUUGCUUUCCUCUGGAUCCAAAUCUCAGAAAGAAGGGAAAGAGCCACCAGGACCCAAGCCACUGCCACUGUUGGGGAACCUCUUGAACCUUGAUCUCACGAGACCCUUUGACACCUUCUUUGAGCUCUCCAAAACCUACGGGAACAUAUUCCAAGUGUUUUUGGGUCCUAAAAAAAUGGUUGUCUUAGUUGGAUACAAAACAGUCAAAGAAGCUCUUGUGAAUCAUGCAGAAGAGUUUGGCGACAGAGAUAUUGCACCUAGUUUCCGGAUAAUGAAUGAUGAGAAUGGGAUCGUCUUUUCAAAUGGAAAGAACUGGAAAGAGAUGCGAUGCUUUGCUAUCAGCAACCUACGAGAGCUUGGGAUGGGCAAGAGAGGAAGUGAAGAUAAAAUCAUAGAGGAAAUUCAGUAUCUCGAAAGAGAGUUUGAUAAGUUUGAAGGGAAACCCUUCGACAUGACACAGCCUGUGAACUAUGCUAUGUCAAACAUCAUCUCAUCUAUCGUGUAUGGCAGCAGAUUUGAAUAUACAGAUCCUCGAUUCACUGAAAUGGUCGACAGUGCAAAUGAGAAUGUUUACUUUGCUGGAUCGACUUCCAUGAUGAUUUAUAAUAUAUUUCCGUGGUUGGGUCCAAUCCUAAAACAAAAAAGGAUUAUUGUAAAAAAUAUUGUGCAAAGUAGACAACAUAUGACUAAGUUGAUCAAUGGACUUCUGGAGACUCUGAAUCCACAUGACAGCAGAGGAUUUGUCGAAUCCUUUCUCAUCCGCAAACAAAGCGAUGAGCAAUCAGGCAAGAAGGACUCAUACUUUCACCAGGACAAUCUUAUGAUGUCUGUGACAGAUCUGUUUAUUGCUGGUACUGACACCACAGGAACGACCCUGCGCUGGGGUUUGAUGUUUAUGGCCAAAUACCCUCAUAUACAGGAUCGAGUUCAGGAGGAGAUUGACAGAGUGAUUGGUGGACGUCAGCCAGUGGUGGAAGACAGAAAGAAAUUGCCAUAUACAGAUGCUGUGAUUCAUGAAACCCAGAGACUGGCAAACAUAGUACCCUUGAAUCUCCCUCAUAUGACCAGCUGUGAUGUUACCUUCAAUGGAUACUUCAUCAAGAAGGGCACCACUGUAGUUCCUCUGCUGACGUCUGUUUUGAAGGAUCCAACCGAAUGGGAAAAACCAAACAGCUUUUACCCAGAACACUUCCUUGAUGAGAAGGGCCAGUUUGUGAAGAGAGAUGCUUUUAUGCCCUUUUCUGCAGGCCGCAGGAUAUGUCUUGGAGAGAGUUUGGCCAGGAUGGAGCUCUUCCUGUUCUUCACUUCCCUCCUUCAGAGCUACCGCUUCACAACUGCACCUGGAGUGUCUGGAGAUGAGCUGGAUCUCAAAGGAGUAGUCGGAUUGACGUUGAAUCCGUCUCCACACAAGCUGUGUGCGAUCAGACGCUCCUGAAUGAAGAAAAUAUCAGAAAAAAAAACCAGAAACCUUCUCACCUCCAUUUAGAAUGCAUUGGGUGAUUGUUGUUUUAUGUCAUCACAUUACAUUUAUAUUACAUUUAGUCAUUUAGCAGACGCUUUUAUCCAAAGUGACUUGCAAAUAUGGACAGUGAAAGCAAUCAAAAUCUACAAAAAGAGCAAUGAUAUACAAGUGCUAUAACAAGUCUCAGUUACAGUAGCUUAACACAGUAAACAUAGCAAGGAGUUUUUAAAUAUAAUUAAAAAAAAGAAGACAGAUACAAUAUAAAAAGAAUAGAGCAAACUCGUGUUAGAGGUCUUUUUUGAUUUUGUUAAUUGUAUAAUAACUGAGAAGAAAUGAAAACGGAUAGAAUACAAAAAUAUUAGAAAGUUACAGUGGUUAGUUUUUUUGGUCCAGUUGGAUAAAAAACUGCCGAGGAGUUUAUUGACCGAGAUAUAACUUCUAUUUUCAAGAUAAUGAACAAUGAGCAUGGAGGAUUUUUUUUUUUUUUUUGUUGUUGAAAGGAAUGAAAUUAUUUACUCAUGAAAUUAAUUCUUUAUGAAGCCAAACACUCAGGAACUCUCACAAUGCAAAUGCCAUACCACAAAACAAGGGCUUUGAUCUCUUUGUGAAGCUAAACUCUCAGGAACUCUCGCAAUGAUUUUAUCAGAUAUGAAGAUCUAGACGAAAGAACAUUUGCAAUUUGGUCCCUUCACCCAUCCUUCCCCCCUGGGUACAUGGUCCGGGUCACUAAAAGUUGACAGAGAAAUGCCAAGAACUCAAAACUUUUGUAGAAUGGUGUUUUGCUGAGAAUGGGGUGUGUUCCCCUAUAGGGGUCUGUGAGAAUGCUUAUCUCCAGCCAGGUGUGACCCUGAUGUGAUCACGGCAACCUAAAGAACAACUGAUUUGAAGAUUUCUUUGUUGUUUGGUCUGAGUAUUUAAGGGAAGUGUAUUUGUGGAGUGUAUUUCAUAGUAUAGUAUGCUCCAUAGUAUAUGUCUUGCUGAAGUCAGGUAUACCAUUAUUUAAUAAAAAAAAAUUAAUUGUGUUAAAUACAUUGUGCCCAUAGAGCACACUAUAGUUCUUUGUGCUACUGCCUGCGCACAUUGGCUAAUUUAGUUUAUUCUCUAAAAAAUCUGAGUGCUUUGCUAUGCAUUUUAGACCAUGUGUCUUAAAUUAGGAUAACUGUUACAUGUGUGACUAUGUUAAAUCAAUGAAUCAAUAAAUUAUGAAUAAUUUGUGACCCUCUCUUUGAAAACCACAUACAUCAACACACAUAAUGUAAAGAACAUUGUGAAAAUAAACCUUGAUAUCUUUA
Messenger RNA from Carassius gibelio (silver crucian carp), 2845 nucleotides. RefSeq names its product cytochrome P450 2K1-like. The transcript is spliced from 9 exons. Gene Ontology annotation, biological process: xenobiotic metabolic process. Gene Ontology annotation, molecular function: oxidoreductase activity, acting on paired donors, with incorporation or reduction of molecular oxygen, reduced flavin or flavoprotein as one donor, and incorporation of one atom of oxygen; heme binding; iron ion binding. Gene Ontology annotation, cellular component: cytoplasm; intracellular membrane-bounded organelle. Lineage: Eukaryota; Metazoa; Chordata; Actinopteri; Cypriniformes; Cyprinidae. The record is from RefSeq and is a predicted model, not a curated record. Bases 12 to 1526 code for a protein of 504 amino acids.